UUUAAAAUUUUUUAACCAUUUUUUUUUUUUUUUAUAUCUUGUUUCAAAUUUAACUGGCAUCCUGUACAGAAGUCCUCUUCUCAGAAUUCCUUCUGAUCACCCCCGGACCAACAACCAACCAUGACGGAGUCGUCGGGGACUACGCUGAUGGAUCUGAUAACGUCGGACCCGGCGCCGGCGCCAUCAUCUUCGACUUCUUCUUUAGCGUCAUCUACGGCGGGUUCCGCAUCUGCGUCGAUGGUUUCGCAGCUCCAGCAACCGCAGCAGGUGUCAAGCAAAACCACUUUGGGGGAGAAGAAGUCUAAGAGAGCCAGUUUGAUGCAGUUCCAAAACGACACUAUUUCUGUUGCCAAAGCGGCUCUUAAUCCUGUUAGAACCAAUAUAAUGCCGCAGAAGCAGAAGAAAAAGCCAGUUUCUUAUGCACAACUUGCAAGGAGUAUUCAUGAAUUAGCUGCUACUUCAGAUCAGAAAAGCUCUCAGAAUCAAUUAGUUCAUCAUGUGUUUCCCAAACUUGCCGUCUACAAUUCUGUUGAUCCUUCCUUAGCACCAUCUCUUCUCAUGCUCAAUCAGCAGUGUGAAGAUAGGAGUGUUCUACGCUAUGUCUAUUAUUACUUGGCCAGAAUAUUAUCUGAUACUGGUACUCAAGGUUUAAAUCCAGGUGGUGGGAUUCCCACUCCAAACUGGGAUGCUCUAGCUGACAUUGAUGCUGUUGGAGGGGUGACCAGAGCUGACGUUGUUCCACGAAUUGUGCAUCAACUAACUACAGAGGCAUCAAAUGUGGAUAUUGAAUUUCAUGCACGAAGACUACAGGCCGUGAAGGCUCUUACAUAUGCUCCAUCGAACAACACUGAGAUAUUAUCAAAGUUGUAUGAAAUUGUCUUUGGAAUUCUUGAUAAGGUUGCUGAUGCCCAACAAAAGCGUAAGAAAGGCAUUUUUGGGGCUAAAGGUGGUGAUAAAGAGUCUAUCAUCCGGAGUAAUUUGCAAUAUGCCGCACUAAGUGCUUUGAGAAGGCUUCCUCUUGAUCCAGGAAAUCCUGCUUUUCUGCAUCGUGCAGUCCAAGGGGUUUCAUUUGCUGAUCCUGUUGCUGUGAGGCAUUCUUUGGAAAUUAUCUCUGAGUUGGCCACAAGGGACCCAUAUGCAGUUGCAAUGGCAAUAGGAAAGCUUAUUCUCCCUGGAGGCGCUUUGCAAGAUGUUCUCCAUUUACAUGAUGUACUUGCUAGAGUCUCACUGGCCAGGUUAUGCCAUACAAUAUCUAGAGCUCGAGCUUUAGAUGAGAGGCCUGAUAUUAAAUCUCAGUUCAACUCAGUUCUCUAUCAACUGCUCCUUGAUCCCAGUGAACGAGUCUGCUUUGAGGCAAUCUUAUGCAUACUGGGAAAAUAUGACAACAGCGAGAGGAUGGAAGAACGGGCUGCUGGAUGGUACCGUUUGACCAGGGAGAUUCUUAAGUUGCCGGAAGCCCCAUCUGUGUCAUCAAAGGGUUCUAGUGCUGAAUCAAGCGAUGGACAUCCAGCGAAGGGUUCCAAAGACAAAUCCCAAAAGACAAGGCGUCCGCAAGCCCUUAUUAAACUUGUAAUGAGAAGAUUGGAGAGUUCGUUUCGUAGUUUCUCUAGACCUGUACUUCAUGCAGCAGCAAGAGUCGUACAGGAGAUGGGAAAAAGCCGGGCUGCAGCAUUUGCUUUAGGUUUACAAGAUAUUGAUGAAGGAGCUCAUGUAAAUACAGUUUCAGACUCUUUAGACUCCCUUGAUUCAGAGGCUGACAACUCUCACCCUGAAGGCAUCCGGAGGACCACAUCUGUGUCUAAUGGUACUGGCGGCAAGGAUACAAUUGCAGGUCUGUUAGCUUCGCUAAUGGAAGUAGUUCGAACAACCGUUGCAUGUGAGUGUGUCUAUGUCCGAGCGAUGGUAAUCAAGGCACUGAUAUGGAUGCAAAGUCCACAUGAAUCAUUGGAUGAAUUAAAAUCCAUUAUUGCUUCAGAGCUUUCUGAUCCAGCUUGGCCAGCAACUUUAUUGAAUGAUAUUUUGCUCACUUUACAUGCUCGUUUUAAGGCUUCUCCAGACAUGGCUGUCACCCUUCUUGAAAUUGCAAGAAUAUUUGCUACUAAAGUUCCUGGGAAAAUUGAUGCUGAUGUGUUACAACUACUAUGGAAGACAUGUCUUGUUGGAGCUGGUCCUGAUGGCAAACACACAGCUUUGGAAGCAGUGACUAUUGUUCUUGACCUACCACCGCCUCAACCUGGGUCAAUGUCGGCACUUACAUCCAUAGAUCGAGUUGCUGCAUCUGAUCCAAAGUCAGCUCUGGCAUUAGAGAAAUUAGUGCAAGCUGCAGUGUGGUUCCUUGGAGAAAAUGCAAAUUAUGCUGCCUCAGAAUAUGCAUGGGAAUCAGCAACCCCACCAGGUACUGCAUUAAUGAUGUUGGAUGCAGAUAAAAUGGUUGCUGCUGCCAGUUCCCGUAACCCCACUCUAGCGGGUGCAUUGACUCGACUCCAAAGUAAUUCAAGUAGGAAGGUUGAAGCAAGGAGAAGGGAAGUAUUGGUGAUGGAUAUAGUACGCAUAGUCGCUGUUCAAGCUCUUACAACAAUGGCAAUCAGGUCUGGCGAGCCUUUUAGGCUACAGAUCUAUGAAUUCUUACAUGCCUUAGCACAGGGUGGCGUGCAGUCUCAAUUAUCAGAAAUGCAUCUCAGCAACGGAGAAGAUCAAGGUGCUAGUGGUACAGGGCUUGGAGUCUUAAUAACUCCCAUGUUGAAGGUUCUUGAUGAAAUGUAUGCAGCCCAAGAUGACCUGAUCAAGGAAAUACGCAACCAUGAUAAUGCAAAAAAAGAAUGGACAGAUGAAGAGCUUAAGAAACUCUAUGAAACACAUGAGAGAUUGCUAGAUCUGGUCUCCCUCUUUUGUUUUGUUCCAAGAGCAAAAUAUUUACCUCUAGGGCCAAUAAGUGCAAAGCUUAUUGAUAUCUACCGCACACGGCACAACAUCAGUGCAUCUUCUGGUUUGAGUGAUCCAGCUGUUGCCACUGGAAUUUCUGAACUUAUUUAUGAAUCUAAACCUGCCCCUGCUGAGUCUGAUACACUGGAUGAUGACCUAGUAAACGCUUGGGCUGCAAGCCUUGCUGAUGAUGGCUUGCUGGGAAGCAAUGCACCAGCAAUGAGUCGGGUUAAUGAAUUCUUAGCUGGUGCGGGGACUGAUGCUCCUGAUGUGGAUGAGGAGAACAUAAUCUCGAGGCCUUCAGUUAGCUAUGAUGAUAUGUGGGCAAAGACACUUCUAGAGAGCUCAGAGUUGGGGGAAGAUGAUGUGAGAUCAUCAGGGUCUUCUUCUCCUGAUUCUACGGGAUCAGUUGAAACAUCUAUAUCAUCCCACUUUGGUGGUAUGAACUACCCAUCAUUAUUUAGUUCACGCCCAACCACUUAUGGCUCUUCACAAACCUCGGAAAAAUCAGGUGGAACCAGACAUUCCUCUAGUUCCAUUUAUGGGGGUAUUGGUUCUCCGAUUAGAGAAGAACCUCUGCCGUACACAUCUCCUAUCAGGCAAACGUACGAGUCAUUUGAUAAUCCCCUAUCAGGGCAUGGGUCCCAGAGUUUUGAAUCCCAUGAUGAUGAACGAGUUUCUUCUGGGAAUCCACAAUUUGGAACAGCACUGUAUGAUUUCACUGCAGGAGGAGAUGAUGAGUUAAAUUUAACAUCUGGAGAAGAGGUUGAAAUUGCGUACGAAGUGGAUGGAUGGUUUUAUGUGAAGAAGAAGCGCCCAGGAAGAGAUGGUAAAAUGGCUGGUCUAGUUCCUGUCUUGUAUGUGAGUCAAUCUUGAGAUGGAUGUAGUCAAGGAGAUUGACAUAUUUUGGCUUUUGCUUCUGGUGGAUCCUUCUUCAAAGGGUUAUAUGGUUUGUUUUCCAGGAAUAUAUAAUUUACAUUCAUCAUCCAUAAGUAGGAGAUUAAAGGAAUCAGCCUGCGAAUGAAAAUUUAUAUUGUUUGUAUCUUAGAGAGUUGUAAUGUUCCCAAAUUUUUUUUAAAAAAAAAUUCAAUUUUUGGGGUAAUAUUUCAGUCAUGUGGGAUGCAGUUGUAACUUGUAGGAGAUUAGUUUUUCCAGCAACAUUUGAGAGAGAGGUGUUUGAUACUUCUGGGGCUUUUUAUCCCCUCCUUUAUUUGAUUGCUGAGUAGCCAAUGUAUUACCAUUGUUUUUUGUAUUGUGUAAGUAGCACAUGAAUAAUGAAUCUAUUUUCAAAUUGGAAAAGUAAUGCUAA
Carica papaya (papaya) is the source of this 4231-nucleotide messenger RNA. Its product is annotated as SH3 domain-containing protein. Lineage: Eukaryota; Viridiplantae; Streptophyta; Magnoliopsida; Brassicales; Caricaceae. Gene Ontology annotation, molecular function: protein binding. The record is from RefSeq and is a predicted model, not a curated record.